CCCUAUGGUCAAAUUCGAUACCGUAGACUUCGACAACAUUUAAUUAACCCGAUUUCCGUUAAGCGUCCAAUACAUGGUCGCACAGUUUUUCCGACCUAAUGCCGCUAGAUGUGUUUCUUUAAUAUUUGAAAGUGUUGUAUAGGUACAAAACGAACUCUUCAACAAUUGGUGAAUCAAAGUAGAGAAUGAAUAACCUAUUUGCUAAACUACACCAUCAUUUGAUUAAAAAAAUUGUUAAAAAUUGUCCGAUAGAUGCCUUAACAAGGCUAUAUUCUUACGUGAAAAAAAAAAAUAUUAAAAUACUAUAUGACAAAAGCCCAACCCACUUUAGGUACUGGUUCCCCUGAUAAGUUCGUUUCUUCAGUCUUGUCAUUUUGUGGAUUACAAACAUUUUCGAACCAUAUUACACUGCUCUAGUGGCAUCAAAUUAACAAGAUGAUCUUCUUGAAAUGAGAGUCAGCAUGUCGCGGUCACCUGGAAAACGUUAAUCAUGGUUUAUUGUCAAUUAUCCCUUAACUGCAUCACCAAUCAUGAUCAAACGCAACCGAAACUGAUCUUGAUUACCUUUUAGAAGCUGAUUGGAAGCUAAGACAGACAUCUUCAAGUAAUAAUAGGCCUCUUUGCGCAUGUACCAUUAUCGCGAUCGUAAAAAUGGUUACAACUCUUCUGAGUUAUAACUUUUAUUAUCGUUAAAACAAAGGAGCUUUUUUUUGAAUUAUAAGUUAAAUAACUCCCGAUGGGUCAUACAGGCAGCAUAUUUCAUCGUUUCAAACUUAAGCCUGCAAUUAAGCUGUGCAAUCAUAGCUCAGACUCAGGAAGCGCAACGUUAACGUUUAAUAGCCGCAAUUUCAUUGUCAGAGUGUAAACAAAUCAUGCGUCACCUAGAACUCUUUUCUCAAAAACAAGCCAAAUCAGACACAAAAAAGACACCAACUUAUCUGGGGACCUAAUAAUUUUCGUGUAACUCACGUCCGCACCUAUGUCAAUCAAUCAUUUAACGGUUGACGUAUUUGUCUUCGACUCAAUGCAGACAAAAAAUAUCAUUAAAAAAAGCCUUCCCUUUUGUUAUUUGGUCAUAUAGGAUUGACCUUAUAGUUUAUAUUAUAGGCCUCUUAUUUACUAAUAGACUGCUUUGCUUUGCCAAAAAUUAUUUUGUACGGAGUGUAAUAAACCUGUUUUAGUUUACACAAAUUGUGUAUAAUUGCUACAUGUUAUAGCGCGUCCAACCGGCUAUGCUUAAUAUCAAAUAGUAAGUUGUUAAAUCAAUCAAAAAUCAUCAAGCAUUGAUUCAAUGUAAAAGUGAAGUACUUGUAUAUGUGUAAAACACUAAAAUUGUAUGCAAAAUACACAUUGCAAAGAAACCGGGUUUCGCGAUUGUGAAUUUUCGCGCCAUAAUGUUUAAAGCGAUUAUUAUAACGAUGAUUUUGUUGACAAACAUUCAAAAAACACGUGCGUACCGCGUUAGUUCAAGAAGUUGUUGGUCGAAUCAUUAUAGACAUUGUUAAAUUGCUACCGAUUGCAUAGCCCUAUGAAAAUGAAUGUUCUACAGGAGACUUUGGAAAAGAAUGUGAGCGACUUUAUGGCAGAUCACUCAGAGAUAGAGUGUGCAAAAGCAGUAGUGAACGGAUUAAAAUCGAAAACAGAUCAACAGCUGAUUCCACUCAUCGUCCAAACCAAUAAGAUUUUCAGCCAAGUGUUUUUAUCGGAACAGAAUUUCUUCAGUCCCACCUUUGAAGCACCUCUGAAAACUGUGUUCGCUGCGGCAUGGGCAAAUCUCCUAGAUAUCUUAGCGGAAUCAAGGAUCUCUGCGGAUCUGGCCCUACAAACACUACUGAAAUGGCUAGAGAUCGAAACAAUCAAGGGAUCGAACGACGAAUUAUAUGUAUUUCCAGAGUGCCAUCUAGAAAAUCUUCUCGUUGUGCUGUGCGGAGGGAAUGCAAAUAUGAGCCGGUAUACCGACAAGCUCGUAAAUAAGAUGCAAGCAUUUGAUGAUCUCAAUUACUAUGUUUGUAAGGCCUUAUCGCGAAUAAGCGAGAAGUUCGCUAAGCCAACCACUGAUCAAGCCAUCUGGAAUUACUUCGGUAUUAUCAAAGCUGUUCGAGUAAGAAACAAAGUUUCUGGCGACAAGGUUUUACCUGCAUUUGGUGGCUUGGAAAAUUUUCCUUUCGAUUACAAAAAGUUGCAGACAUAUUACCAGUAUGCAUGGAUCAAUUUUCUGCGUGCCUCAUUACCAGAAAAGAUGUACAUACACGUUUUAGUUUUGUUAGACGACAAAAAAGUGUCGCUUUUUAAAAAUCCUUGCCUUUUGGCUGAUUUCCUAAUUGAGAGCUAUAACAAGGGUGGAGCUGUGGCUCUUCUCGCUUUAAAUGGACUCUUUACACUUAUUCACAAAUAUAACCUUGAGCUCCCCGACUUCUAUUCUCGUCUGUAUGCCCUGUUCAGGGCUGAAGUUUUCUACACAAAGUACCGCGCAAGAUUUUUCUUCUUAGCUGAUGUGUUUCUUACGUCAACUCAUCUUCCCGCCUAUCUCGUUGCUGCUUUCGCUAAAAAGAUGUCUCGUCUUUGCCUCACAGCCCCGGCCUACUCGCAGAUGCACGUUAUCCCGUUUAUUGGAAACUUGAUUAUAAGACAUGCCACGCUUGGAAGAAUGGUUCACUGCGAAGAUGUCAAGGAUUUGAGCAUGGAUCCGUUUAUUGAAACUGAGACCGAUCCUGCUAAGUCGCGCGCGCUGGAAAGCUCUCUUUGGGAACUCAAAACUCUACAGUCUCAUUGGUUCCACCGUGCGGCUGCAAAGGCCCGUAUUAUCGAUAAUCCAUUUCCAAAAAUCGAAUGGGACCUCUCUGAUGUGUUGGAAGCAGAUUACCCGCAGCUAUUUGAACAGGCUGUCAAGGAGAAGUACAAGGGGGUUGUUCCCAUUAAUUAUCAUAAACCAAAAGGCCUUCUUCAGCAUGCUGACGAUCGGAUGUCCACUACAUGGAUUCUUGAAUAAGAAAAGCAUUUUUUAACGUUUAAAGAACGAUAUCCUCUGUAAGUUGUGUAGAAAAGCACUCUAAUGGUACAAGCACUGGUAUAACUGAUAUAUAUAUAUAUAAAUAUGUAUAAAUUAAUAGGUCACUUAGUCUCAUGUGACCUACUAAUAAACAUCUUGUCAUGGUGAUGCUUUCUCAUUCCACAGACUUUGUUGAAUACAUAGUAGUGUGUAAGAAAUAAAAAAAAUAAAA
Molecule: messenger RNA, 3221 nt
Organism: Varroa destructor (honeybee mite)
Lineage: Eukaryota; Metazoa; Arthropoda; Arachnida; Mesostigmata; Varroidae
Product: nucleolar complex protein 4 homolog A
Biological process (GO): ribosome biogenesis
Cellular component (GO): nucleolus; small-subunit processome; Noc4p-Nop14p complex
Source: RefSeq, a predicted model, not a curated record